CGCAGACUCUGCAAUGCGCAUGCUCAUCAGUGUGCGGAGUGUGCAGUCCGAGCGGCAGUCCUGUCCGACGAGGGCGUCGCGCGGACGAGGCCUCACCAAACUGUGAGCCAGAUCCAGGAGCUUUGCAGACAGUGGUUGCAACCAGAGACUCUCACAAAGGAGCAGAAGAUAGAGUGACUAGUGCUGGAGCAGUUUCUGAGCACCCUGCCAGAGGAGGUUCAGACAAGGGUGAGGUCAAAGCAGCUGGAGAACAGCAGGAAGGCAAGCAUGCCGGUCACAAAAUUGGUCCAGGCGUGUGAGGAUCCAGGUGAGACAGCUCUCCCUGCUCAGGACUCUGUCCUUGCAGACAACAGGAACACCCAAGAACACCAAAAGAAGAAUACAGAGGCAUUGGACAGUCCUCCCUCUGCUGGGUUCCAGGAGUUGGUGACGUUUGAAGAUGUGGCUGUGACCUUCACCCCAGAGGAGUUCAGUUACCUUACUGCUUCUCAGAGGAAACUCUACUGCGAGGUGAUGCUGGAGAAUUACCAGAACCUGGUUUCCUUAGGGCAGCAGUUUCCUAAACCUGACAUUAUUUCAUACCUGGAAGAAGAGGCGUCAAGAGUGAUAGAAGAGGACAGCGGUACAGUGAUGUGUCAGAGAGACUCUCCUGAUCUGCUGGAAUCACACCAAGGCAACGAGAAGAAACAAAUUUUCAGUCCUGUAACAAUGAGCAACACCAAGACCCUUGCUCAGAAAAAAAGCCACAGUAAUGAUGAAUUUGAGAGAAGCUGUAACCUUGCCCAGAAGUCAGAGGGUCUUCCAGGAAAGAAUCCCCAGGAAUGCAGUGUUGUUGGCAUGGGCAGCAGACCCAACCCAGUACAACACUUCAAGUGUAAAAUUUGUGAAAGAGCCUUUGGUACCAAAAUUGGCCUUAUGAGGCAUGAGCCGAUCCAUACUGGGAAGAAACCCUUCGAAUGUAAGCAGUGUGGUAAAGCCUUCUUCCUCAUGCCGCACCUCACCAGGCACCAGAAGUCUCACACUAGCGAGAAGCCCUCUAGCUGCAAAAAAGGUGCAGAAUCUUCCAUCCAGCAUGCAGAGCUCUCUGGGCACGCAAGAAUUCAUAGUCAGGAGGACCGCUAUGAAAGUGUUCAAUGUGGCAAAGCUUUUACCCAGGGUGCACGUCUUUCUCAACAUCUUAAGGCCCACAAGGAGCCAGAGGCCCUUCACUCUGUGUGGUCCUGGAACAAGACAUACAUGAUUCGCUACCAGCGGGAAAACGCCUAUGUCAGAGAGAAAGCCUGCCAGUGCUGUGUCUGUGGCAAAACCUUCAGUCAUAGGGCGUACCUCGUUCAGCACUACCGCAUCCAUGCUCAAGAGGAGCCUUACCAGUGUCAGAUGUGUGGGAAGUGUUUCGGCCGACCCUCACAUCUCUGUCAGCAUUACCAAAUCCAUUUUCAAGAGGAAACAGUGGCCGUCACUGUUUAAAAACAUUCAGAGAACACACAUUUCUCACCAUUUCUCACCAGCUUUGUCCCAUAGAAACAACUUUGGAGUGUGCUAAAUUUCAGAAGGUCUUCUACUUGCCCUUGUCUUUUGUUGUUAACAACUUGGAAAAUUCAUUGUGGUGUGAUGGAAAAAACGGGGAGGAUUGGUCACAUGGUUGUGCAGCAGCCUUUGUGCACGAGGGGAGUUGGCACACAUCAGUAGCCACACAAGCAAAAACCUUAGGGUAUUUUUUUGUUGCAAAGGAAAGAAGCUAAGUAGUUUUGCCCUCCUUCAGUGAUAUUCAUGGAUAGAGAACCUUGAUUUUGGCCUGCUGAUAAAAGUUGAUAAUAGAUAGUGGCGCUCCAGACUGGCAGUCUGUGGCCUUAGUUUUUAUGGAGGAGUUAACGUGUAAUAACUUUACCACAUAUCAACAAGGUGAAAAGAUUUUCUAGGUGUUGCCUAGAUUGAUUCUUUCACCAAGGUGAUGUUAUUGGUUAUAUAUUUACAUAGUACCUCAUAGUGUAUAAAAUGUUUUCUUAUAUGUUGUUUUUAUUUGAUCCUUCAGGGUGCCUAGGGCAUGUGAUGUCAGCUAUUCCCAAAGACCCAUACUGUUUCCUUUCUGGGACUGGGCACUGAACCAGGGUCUCAGUGGUGUGAGGCAUACACUCUACCCCUGAGCUAUAUCCAGACCUAUUUUUUAUUUUGAGGCGGUAUCUCGCUGUAUUGCUCAGGGUAGCCUUUAACUUGUGCCCCUCCUGCCUCAGUCUCCCAGAUAGCCAGGAAUUCAGGCAUGCACCACCAGGCCUGGCUGAAACCCAGAUUUAGAAAGUUGUGCCCCAAGCCAGUUCGCUAAUUGCUGGCAAAGUGGUGUUAGUGUCCUGACCACCACUGUGUGUUCUUCUUGGGCCAGCGGCUGUCUCUUCAUUACCUCUUCUAAACCUUUUUUUUCAUGUGACUCGCUUCCACCACUCCAGCUGGGUCUUAGCCACCUGAUUUAAGAGAUAGUGAAUCGUUUUUGAGGGGUCUGGGUGUGGGCUGUUUGUCUUUGUAUGGGCCAGGGCUUAAGGCUUCUUGAGGAGCCUCACUAAUUAGGGCAAAUCAGGAGCACCAGACUAGACUGUCUUUGUCCUUACGCUCCUUUCGUGCCUCAGCUGACAGCAUGGACAGCCUCCACUGCCGUCCCCUGUGGCUCCUGGGCAUAGCUGGGCUGUGCACAGUGUCGGCUCCGUAGUUACAGUUAAAUGUACUGCGGUGAUGGACACCCACCUGUCACCCGGGCUCUUAGCCGACUGCUGCCCUAGUGAGCUGUGAGAGCGAUGCGCAGAACUGCUGUCCUGCGUCCGCCUCCCCGCUCCUAACAUGUCCAGUGGUUUGGGCAUUGCUUUUAUGUUGAGUGCAAAUUAGUUAAUUUUAAUUAGUGUAAAUUUUAGAAGCACUUGUGUUUUAAGCUUUUUUAUAGUUUUUUUCUUUGAGUGUGUGUAUUUCUCCCUCCCAGAUAGACUUGUUGCUAAAG
Chinchilla lanigera (long-tailed chinchilla) is the source of this 2980-nucleotide messenger RNA. It is a transcript of the gene Zim2, whose product is annotated as zinc finger, imprinted 2. Gene Ontology annotation, biological process: negative regulation of transcription by RNA polymerase II. Lineage: Eukaryota; Metazoa; Chordata; Mammalia; Rodentia; Chinchillidae. The coding region runs from base 268 to 1467 and encodes 399 amino acids. The transcript has 6 exons. Gene Ontology annotation, molecular function: DNA-binding transcription repressor activity, RNA polymerase II-specific. The record is from RefSeq and is a predicted model, not a curated record.